Messenger RNA from Macrosiphum euphorbiae (potato aphid), 2139 nucleotides. The record is from the annotation of a GenBank genome assembly. Lineage: Eukaryota; Metazoa; Arthropoda; Insecta; Hemiptera; Aphididae.
AUGGCCGAAAAAGACAGGUUCGUGUCACCGGCUGGCUUCCGUCUGUACCGUUUGUCAUCAGCUCCCGGAUCGUACUCUCUGUUCUGCCGCUUGAGGUCGUGGCUACAGCGUGAAGCUGCCAUGGCCAAAGUGGCCAGGCAACAGCAACAGGACGGUUCGGUCAUUAAAAAGAUAGAAAAUGUACGAAUGUUAGACCGAUAUAAUUCCAAAAAAACGUCAGCUGGUACAUUAUAUUUAACAGCUACCCAUUUAAUAUUUUUCGAUACUGAAAAUAAUAAAGAAUCGUGGGUGCUGUUAAUGCAUAUAGGCAAUGUUGAAAAAUUACCUAUUACAACUACUGGUUGUCCAAUUUUAAUACGAUGCAAAACAUUCCUAUCAGUCACAUUUGUCAUACCAAAAGAAAGAGAUUCUCACAAUAUAUUCACGUCACUGCUUGUUCUCUGCCAACCUGCAAAAAUCGAAGAUGUUUACUGUUUUUUAUAUAAAUCAAACUCUGAUAAGAUAUCAAAAAGUGCUGGUUGGGAUAGUUUUAAUCUGGAAAAAGAAUACCAAAGAAUGAAUGUACCAAAUGAAUCUUGGAGUCUUACUACAUUAAAUCAAGACUAUCAGUUGUGUGAUACUUACCCAAAGUUCCUUUUUGUACCAUCGUCUGUGAGUACAUCUAUUUUGGUGGGCAGUUCAAAGUUUCGUAGCAAGGAACGGUUACCAGUACUUACAUACUUACACGGAAACAAGGCGUCAAUUUGCCGCUGUGCGCAACCAUUAUCUGGAUUUAAUGCCAGAUGUUUGGAAGAUGAGCAACUUCUCACAUGUAUACUAUACACAAAUCCAGGUAGCGAGUACAUGCAUGUUGUUGAUACCAGACCAAAGAUAAAUGCCAUGGCAAAUCGAGCAACAGGGAAAGGUUAUGAAAAUGAAAACUUUUAUGAUAGUAUUAAAUUUAAUUUCUUAGGUAUAGAAAAUAUUCAUGUAAUGCGAAAUAGCUUGUCCAAAGUUGUAGAUUUAUGUGAACAACGAAAUCUAUCUAUGUCGCAAUUUAUUGGAGGAUUAGAUAGUAGUGGUUGGUUACGGCAUAUCAAAACUAUUCUCGAUACAUCAGCUUUUAUAUGCCAAGCAGUUAAUAGUGGGAAGUCUGUUGUGGUCCAUUGUUCAGAUGGAUGGGAUCGAACAGCUCAAGUCUGUUCACUAGCUUCUCUAAUGUUAGACCCAUAUUAUCGCACACUCCAAGGAUUCCAGGCGCUUAUUGAAAAAGAUUGGUUAGCAUUUGGUCACAAAUUUAGUGAUCGGUGUGGCCAUAUAGCUGGUGACUCUAAAGAAGUCUCUCCAGUAUUUACACAAUUUAUAGAAGCAACAUGGCAACUCACAAUGAUUCAACCUACUUCAUUUGAAUUCAACGAACGAUUUUUAUUAAUUUUACAUGACCAUGUAACAUCCUGUCAGUAUGGGACUUUCAUUGGAAAUUGUGAAAAAGAACGCUUUGAUCUCAAACUCAAGGAUCGUACAUUUUCUUUUUGGGGUUAUGUUGAAGAACAUAAAAAAGAAUUUUUAAAUCCUCUUUAUAGUGCUCAAAUAGGAACUAUGAGCCCUGAUUUAUCACCACAAAAUAUAAGAUUUUGGCGAGGAAUGUAUUGUCGUUUUGAAAAUGGAGUCCAUCCACGGGAGCAUGUAUAUGACAUUUUACUAGCGACUAGUGAACAGACAAAAUCCAUUGAUGAUCAUGUAAAAUUCCUACAAAAAAGAUUAUCAUAUUUUAAACGUAAAAUAACUGAUGGUGCAGACAUGGUCAAAAACAGUCUGUUCUCAAAAGAAAUAUGUAUAGAGCCUAUGAGCUACAACAGAGAAGAAAAUAUUAUACAAUCUAUGAAUGAUGCAUUUGAUAAUUUAACUGUUAUGGAGCCAAAACUAGAUGAAGCCCAUAAGGUGGCUAUUGAAUGGAAGAGCUUACGUGAAGCAGUUUCUUGUGAAUGUUCUACUGAUUCUUCUACAAAAAAAUACCACUGUUGGAAAUGUGGAAAUGUGUUUUGCACUCGCUGUAUAGACAUGAAUGUUUCAUUACCUGGACACCUUAGUCAAGAUCCUGUGCCUGUAUGUCACGGAUGUCGUAAAAUUGUUUCAAGAUCAUCGACAGAAUCUUCUUAA